ACCGCCGUCUCUGAUUGGCUGAGGGCUGCACGAAAUACAAACCGUGGACGUUGUUGUUACUGCUUCGACAAUCAAGUUGAAGUUUCCGAAUCUUCUGCUACACACACAGGGUCAGUGCAGAGCAGCCAUGCAGGCUCAGGAAGUCCUCAGGCACCUACGGAUUCCCGAGCUGGAUGACGUUCGGCAGUACAUGCGCAGCUUUCCCACCAACGCUCUCAUGGGUGUGGGUGCCUUCGCUGCCAUCACCACCUAUUGGUUUGCCACACGACCGAAAGCCCUCAAACCACCAUGUGACCUUGGCCUGCAGUCAGUGGAAAUACCAGGUGGAGAACGCGCGAGAAGAUCAGUACUGAACGAUAGUGACGAAAGCAUGACGCACUACUACAGUGACGUACGCACAAUGUACGAGGUGUUCCAGCGAGGGCUCAGAGUAUCGAAUAACGGGCCUUGUCUAGGAUCAAGAAAACCAAACCAGCCGUACGAGUGGCAAUCUUAUAGAGAAGUGGCUGACAGAGCGGAGUACAUCGGCUCUGCUCUCCUUCACCGAGGACACUCGCAUACAGGAGACAAGUACAUUGGUAUUUUUUCCCAGAACAGACCAGAGUGGACCAUUUCAGAGAUGGCCUGUUACACAUACUCCAUGGUGGCAGUCCCACUGUACGACACACUCGGCACAGAGGCCGUCACCUACAUUAUUGAGAAAGCUACCAUCUCCACGGUGAUUUGCGAUGUACCUGAAAAGGCUCGGCUGAUCCUGGAUUGUGUCACUGGGAAAGGGCGAAAGGUCAAGACAAUUGUGCUCAUGGAGGCAUUUGACAGUGACCUUGUGACCCAUGGACAGAAAUGUGGUGUAGAAGUCAUGAGUUUGAAGGAGUUUGAGGCCUUGGGUAAAGCCAACCUCCAGAAACCAGUGCCCCCUAAGCCAGAGGACCUCGCACUUAUCUGCUUUACAUCUGGAACCACAGGAAAUCCAAAAGGUGCUAUGAUUACUCAUGGAAAUGUCAUCUCCAACACUGCAGCUUUCAUGAGACAAACAGAGAUGCACUGCAUGGCGAACUUCAAUGACAUUCAAAUAUCUUACCUCCCCCUAGCCCACAUGUUUGAGAGGGUUGUAGAGAGCCUCGUCCUCACCCAAGGAGCUCGAAUUGGCUACUUCCAAGGAGACAUUCGCCUUUUGAUGGAUGAUUUGAAAACACUGCAGCCAACAAUCUUCCCUGUGGUCCCUCGUCUCCUCAACCGCAUGUUCGAUAAGGUAUUUAGUCAAGCCAAUACACCUCUGAAGAGAUGGCUGCUUGAUUUUGCCUUCAGGAGGAAGGAGGCAGAGCUGAAAAGUGGUGUGAUGAGACAGGACAGCAUGUGGGAUAAACUCAUCUUUAGAAGAGUACAGGCGAGUUUGGGCGGUCGGGUGAAGCUCAUGAUUACAGGAGCAGCACCAGUGUCCCCGAUCAUCCUGACGUUUUUACGAGCCGCUCUGGGCUGUCAGGUAAGCCGCAUCCACCAACCCUUCCCACUGAUUGUUUGGCAGUUUUUAAUCAGUAAGUGGGCCUGUUGUGUUUUUAUGAAUUCCCCUAAAAACCUCCACUGCUCUCCUCAGUUUUUUGAAGGUUACGGUCAAACUGAAUGUACAGCUGGGUGCACCAUGUCAGUGCCUGGAGACUGGACAGCAGGUCACGUAGGACCUCCUCUACCCUGCAACAUUAUCAAGCUCGUGGAUGUGGCAGAAAUGAAUUACCUGGCAGUCAAUGGAGAGGGAGAGGUGUGUGUCAAAGGACCAAAUGUAUUCCGGGGCUACCUAAAUGAACCUGAGAUGACAGCUGAGGCAAUCGACGCCGAUGGAUGGCUGCACACAGGCGACAUUGCAAAAUGGCUUCCUAAUGGCACUCUGAAGAUCAUUGACAGAAAAAAGCACAUUUUCAAGCUGGCACAAGGAGAAUACAUCGCCCCAGAGAAAAUAGAAACCAUCUAUAACCGUAGUGAUGCAGUGGCCCAGGUAUUUGUUCAUGGUGAUAGCUUACAGGCAUGCCUGGUGGCGAUAGUAGUACCUGAUCCUGACUAUUUACCUGUUUGGGUCAGGAAUAAUGGAAUUGAAGGAUCCUACUCCGAACUGUGCAAUAACAAGGAAGUGAAGAAGGCCAUUCUGGAGGACAUUUUGAAGUUGGGAAAAGAAGCAGGACUCAAGUCUUUUGAACAGGUGAAAGAUAUUGUAUUACACCCAGAGAUGUUUUCUGUCCAGAACGGCCUGCUGACACCCACCCUGAAGGCUAAAAGGGCUGAGCUUCGGAGCCACUUCAGAAAACAGAUUGAUGAACUUUAUGCCACAAUUAAAAUGUGAGCUGAGACCAAGGAGUACUGUAAGGAAAGAUGACAAUCAUUUAAAGUACACAGAACCACAUUUAAGUAUGUGGAUCAGUGUACUUCCUUUUUCUGCCAACAAUAAUCUGGUAAAAAUGUCCCUACCACCACAGACUAAUAACUACACAAUAUCCUUGACUAGUUCAUUGUAUUGUUUAGUUUAUACAAGAAUAAUAUGGCACCAAAUCAAUGACUUUAGUCUUUAGCACUGAAAAAGAAAGCUUGGCAUUGACACUGGAAAAAUGACAAUCUUCUGACUUUUACUUUUUGUUAACCUAAUCUUUUUCAGUGCCAACAUUUUCUUUGUUUUUGGCAUGGAGUGGAGGGCUUUGAGGGGCGGAGCCAAGUAGUGUGAUUUGCAUAUUCUAAGAUCCAUGAGGAAAGGAUGGCCGUCUCCCCUGAACCACCGUUCACAUCUAGGCUACGUUAGCUUUAACGUAACUCAGUUCUGUGAGUAAAGACAGAAACACAGCAGCUUGAGAGCUCUGGUUGAAUUUGGGGAAGCUGCUGCAGUAACUAUGCGGCCAGGCUCACCAGACAGAAGCCGGCUCAGGGGUCAUCCUCUUCUCAUGAAUCUGAGUAUGCAAAUCACACUCUCUUCUCCAUGUCAGAAAAGUGAAACUGGAAGGAAAAAAACCUUGGCACUGAAAACCACUGACAACAAAAAUCUGAAUUGUCAUUUUUCCAGUAUUAAUACUUUUUUUUAAUGCCAUUUUAUUUUCAAUGCCAAUGCUUGUUUUUUCAGUUAGGGUUUCAAUACUAAGCUUUAUUUAUCAUUAAUCUGGUGCCACAGAAUAACAGCUUAAAAAAAUUAUAUAUAGAAAUGUCCUUGUUAGACACGGUACCUUUUGACAUGGCAGUUUUCAAGCUACAUGUAGCGGUUGCCUUCUUGUUCAGACUUAGAGCUUGGAGAGAGAGCAAGCAGCAUAUUUGAGACAGCUUGGUCUGCUAGCUGGUACUGACAUGUCCAACAAUGUUAGAACAGAUCUACAAAUAAGUCUACACAUUACUCAGAAUAUGCACAGAUUCCAAGCUCUUGGAUCAAUUUGCCAAUUGUUACUAGUGAAGCUCCAAAGCCCAAAAUGUACCCUUUGGUUAGAACAUUGACUACAUCUGACCAGGUAAAACUACACGCAACGUGGGGCUUUGUUCAGAGAUGACCCCUAGACGUGAAAUAGCCAGCAAAUUCCUGUCUAGGUGUGCAUGUCUGAAAGCAGCUAGAGGAAAUGUGACUUAUGCAAUGCCUCAACUGUGUCAAUGUUUCUGACCAUAAAGUUAGACUUCAUGAAUAGGAAGUCCAGUUCCUGAAAGACCUCUGGUAGCUUUAACCCUAUAAAACCAUUUGUAUCAUAUUUGAUAUGUGUGGUUUCUGAACAAAAGAAAAAAAAUCA
Messenger RNA from Monopterus albus (swamp eel), 3743 nucleotides. RefSeq names its product acyl-CoA synthetase long chain family member 1a (gene acsl1a). Gene Ontology annotation, cellular component: membrane; endoplasmic reticulum. The record is from RefSeq and is a predicted model, not a curated record. NCBI's taxonomy places the organism in Eukaryota, Metazoa, Chordata, Actinopteri, Synbranchiformes, Synbranchidae. Gene Ontology annotation, molecular function: long-chain fatty acid-CoA ligase activity. Gene Ontology annotation, biological process: long-chain fatty acid metabolic process. The transcript has 20 exons. The coding region runs from base 128 to 2332 and encodes 734 amino acids.